AUGCCUCAUCUGAACCCUCGCGACGCGGCCAGUUGGCAGUCGUUGACGCAAUUACGGCACUGGUUAAAUGAAUUAGAACGCGACGCUAGUCUUACGGUAGAUCUGUGUGAUCGGCCGGGAAUCCGUGAAAUGACGAAUACGGUACAGGGAAUUAUGGACCAUAUCCGGAUGAAAAUCAUGGACGUGGUUGGUAUAGCUGACGCUAGCGGUGCUGAGCUUGUCAAACAGAAAGCAAGAGAUCUGGUUGAAGACAUGGAGCGGGUCGCACGACAAUGCGAAAAACGUCGCGCCACGUUGCAGCAGAUUGGCGAACAGAGCCGUGUCUGGAAUAAUGCUCGCGAUGCGAUGGAACUAUGGAUGCGAGAAGCUGACGCUAUGAUCGGUAACAAGCGUUCCGAAGAAACGACCGAUGAGGCAGUGCAGGACGAACUGAAGGCCAUUGAGGGUCUCAUUGGUGAACUCGAAGAGAAAAAAGCCGCAAUCAAGGACGUGAACGCUAAGGUGAGAACCAUUCCAGAGUCCCUUUACUGA
Cooperia oncophora is the source of this 531-nucleotide messenger RNA. Lineage: Eukaryota; Metazoa; Nematoda; Chromadorea; Rhabditida; Trichostrongylidae. The record is from the annotation of a GenBank genome assembly.